AUGGAAACCCAAAAAACUGAGAAACCAGGAGGAUUUAUGUCUUGAAUUUUUGGGGAUAGCCAAGCAAAAACUGUAAUUAGGAAAUCAAGAAGGAAAAAAAGGCUCACAAAGCCUCAGAUAAAACUGAAUGCAUUGAUGGAGGAAAUUAGUACUUAUAUCAUCAAUAACGCUGAAAACUCUAUUUCUGCUUCAAAUCAAGUGACUUCGAUCUCUCUUUCAAGUGAUGAUGCAAAUGUAUAUUUCGCUAGCAAUAAAGUUCGAUAAUUUUUUUUCUAAAAAAAACUAUAAAAAAUAUAAGCCAUUUUUCAUAGAAAAAAAUUGACCCAACAAUAAAGGAAGUGUGACUUGCUUUAAUUACGAAGAAUGCAAAAUAGUGAAUGACGUCAAUCUGCAUAUAAACUCAUUAAAUACUCUUAUUAUAGAUCACAACCUAAGCAGAGCCGUAAUUUGUGGAGAUAGUCCUAUUUUACGAGUUUAUACAAUCCCUGACUUUGAGCUAGAAUACGAAUUUAAAGGGCAUAGCGCUAAUAUUGCGAAAAUUUAUCUAAAUGAUGGCUUAUGCUAUUCAGGAGAUACAAGCGGGGUAAUCAAGCGAAUAAGCAUAAAAAGCUUGAAGCCUGAUAACCUUGUGAUCUCGAACCUUGGGAAUAUUACUGAUCUAGUAGUAAGCUACGACGAUUAUUGACUUUAUAUAAGUGGAGAUGGCUGUGUAAUUAAAGUUUACAACUUAAAUUCCAAAACUGAAGUUGCUCAGCUAAACCAUCAUUCUGCGACUGUAAUUUCGUUAGCAAUUGAUCCGAAUUCUGAAUAUUUAGCGUCUGGAGGUGCUGAUAAUAUACUUUUUUUUCUCAUAAAUAUGCAUUUAUUUUUUAUUUUUUAAAAAAAAUAAAAAUUCAUAAAAAAAAAUAUAUAACGUUUUGUUAUGAAAAAUCCCUGAAAAUGCCCUAGUGAAAAAACUUGGCCAGCAUGCCGCUCCAGUCAGAUCGCUAAGUUUUAGCCCAGAUGGCGCAUUUCUCGCUACAAGUUCUGAUGAUUUUUCUGUCAAAAUAUGAGACCUAGACCAAGAAAGACGAGAGCAAACCCUUUCAGGCCACAAAGGAGUAGUAAGAUCAGUAAUUUUUUCAGCUGACCGAAGCAAUAUUUUUUCUUGUGGAGACGACACUAUGUUUAAAGUCUGGAAAUUCCCUGUAUUCCAAGAAGAUUAUUUAUAUAAAGCAAGCUCCAGCACUGACUAUAACUCCGUCACCUUUGUCCCUGACACAAAAUCCCUCUUGUCCUGUGGGACUGAUAAAAUUGUCAGAAGAUGGGACAAAUGUGGAAACCCUACAAAUGAAUUUAUCACACAGGGCGCUGGAUUAAAAAUCUGUGUUUCCCAAGACGAAAAAUAUGGCGCUGUCGGGGAUGAGCUAGGGAUUCUUUAUCUUUUUAACCCAUUUACGUUCGAAAUUUAUCAUAAAAUCCAAGCUCAUAGAGGCUUGAUGAGAGAUUUGUGUUUUUCCCCAAAAAGUGACUAUUUGGUGACUGGAGGCGGGGACUCUGUAGUCUGCAUAUGGAAAUUGGAAGGGACUGAAAGUAUCCAGCUAAGAGGGCACAACCAAAGUAUCUGAUGCAUUUGUAUUAGCCAUAACGGAAAAAGAAUAUUCUAGGACUAUUAAAAUAAUAUUUAUUUAAUUAAAUAAAAAAGAGUGCAGAAUUAAUAGAGGAAAAUAUAUAUUCAGGAAGCAGCGAUAAAACAGUUAUAGAGUGGGAUACAGAAAAUGCUGUGGAGAAUGGAGUAAUUCAUGCACAAGAGCCUGUUAACUCUAUAGCAAUUUCUCAAGAUGAUAAUCUUAUUAUUACAGGAGGUAUGGUAGGGAUUGUAAAAGUGUGGAAUAUUGAUGAAAAAUGGCUUGAGUCAAAAUUUACUGUCCACGCAGGGGUUGUCACCCAGAUUUUGAUUUUAAGAAAUAACGACACUAUGCUGACUGCCGGCACUGAUGCUAAAAUUUUUGUGAUUUCUCUGCUGUAUCGUGAAACUGUGUCAUAUUUUACUCACAAAUCUCCUAUUUAUUCAUUAGUGAUUUCGUCAGAUGAAAAUUACCUUGCGACAGGUGAAAAGCAGCAUAUAAAUUUUCAAGAAAAUCCUUUAUCGUCCCAAGUCCUUUCUAUUGCAGGGCCUAUAGAAAAAAUUCAAGAAUACUUUUCAUAUAUGCGAGACAUCUUGACUGACAAGCACCCUACAUAUGAAAAUCUGCACGACAGUUUUCUUAUUUUGCCUUAUUACAUGAACACUCUUCACAUUUAUUCUCUGCUUAACCUUAAAGAAUAUAUUGGAAGAGCUCUCAGCAAUUCUGCAGCCAUCAUCAAGACCAACCAAGGCUUUUACCCUCUUUCUAUAGCUUUACACAAAGAUUUCAAAGGGCUGAGAGACGAGUUUGUCAAAUGUUUUUGUGCAGUCGGCAAGCACAACCCUUUUAUUUUACAAAUAGUCGAAAAUGAGCUCAAUAAAAUGAACAAGCAAGGCUUCGGAGCUUUAAACGACCUUUAUGAAGUGCUGUACCAAGAAACCCAAAGGAAAAGUCUGCCUAAGUUCUGUGAAACCUAUGUGGUUUUCCCUAUAACUUAUAUUUCAGACACCCCCAGAAUCAAAGUUUCUAACUUUUUUGAUGUGAACGACAUAAGCAACCAAGGGACUUCUAUGAUUUUCAAAGAAUGCUAUAUAAGGCUGAAUUUUACUAUGGGGUCAAGACAAAGCUUGGAUUUCUUACAAAGCUUGUCCCGCUGCAAAAAUAAUGAGGUCUUUAAGACUCCGCUGGUCCUUGAUGUAGUCCAUUAUAAAUGGCAAACUGCCCAAUACCCACUUAUGUACCAAGGCUUUAUGUAUUAUUCAUAUUUAAUUACACUGUCAGUUUAUACAGCUUAUUUUAUGGGAAAUCGAUAUUUUCAAUUGACACUAUUUAUUAUGAAUACAUUGCUGAAUGUGUUUGAGCUGUUUUUGAUGGCGGUUUCAGGGAAAUAUUAUUUUACAUAUGUAUGGAAUUAUGUGGAUUGGUUUAGAGGGUGCAUGCUUUUGCUUUAUGAGUAUAUGGAAUGAUAUUAUGUAUAUCCAGAGCUUAUGCCGUCUGUCUUUGCAAUAGUCACUUUUUUAAGCUGAGCCAGAGGGAUUGCGUAUUUUAGACUAUUUAAAACGACGCGAUAUUUUAUUAAUCUUUUGAUAAGCGUACUGAACGGAAUGUCAGGGUACAUCAUUUUGCUAUUUUAUUCAAUGGCUUCUUUUUGCUUUAUUUUCAUAGUGCUGCAAAGGAAAAUGGAGAUUCCUGAUUUAAUGGGAAAUGUAAGAACCUCUUAUAACUUGGUUUUCGGGAAUUUUGAUUUUGGGAACGAAUUAAUUGAGCUUACUGUAUGUACCUUAGGAAUUAUCAUUAACCCUAUCAUUAUGAUGACCAUCUUAAUUUCUAUUAUCACUGAUGUCUAUGAACAAGUGCAGUCUGAUUGCUUAUCUUCAGACGUCAAAGAAUUAAUUUUUUUAAAUAUAGAAGUAGAGAACCUUAUGUUUUGAAGACGCAGAAAAACACAUAAACAAUAUAUCCAGGUCGCCAAAGAAUAUGAAAAAGAAGAAGACUUGUCUUGGGAAGGCAAACUUACCCUGCUUAAAAAAUCCCUUGAAAAAUCCCACCAUAGUACCAUGCAGUUUUUUGGAGCUUUUAAUAAGAGGAUAAAAGACAGAGAAGAACUAAUGAGUCAAAACGCGAAAAAAACGCAAAAAAUAUUAGAACUGAUCAAAAAAGAGAAAGAAAAUAAGGAUAAUUAA
Blepharisma stoltei is the source of this 3790-nucleotide messenger RNA. Lineage: Eukaryota; Ciliophora; Heterotrichea; Heterotrichida; Blepharismidae. The record is from the annotation of a GenBank genome assembly.